UCCUGCUGGUUUGACACUGAAGGUGCACUAAGCUGCUUUCCCUGCUGUGCUGUCCAGUUCUUCCACUCAUAUCCAGGCUUUAACUGCAACCAAGUAACCUGCUAAAUUUCCAGGAGAUAGAGCUCUUCCACAUCUCUGCAGUGCAACCAUGGCUACAACAGAAUCAAUCUUUCCAGACCAAAGCGACUUUGAUUAUGACUAUGAGACAUUGCGGACCACAGGCGUUAUCCUCGCUGUUAUUAUGUUUGUCUCUGGCAUUUUAAUAGCCCUGAGCGGUGUACACCCAGCUGAUGGCAUGCUGCUUGAAUGGCAAAACAAGAAGAAAGACAAGCUUCUGUUUGAAAACUCAAGCUCUUCUGGUACCCAAAUUCCAAAGACAGAGAUUACUCCUCCAGCCGUAUAGAAAAUGUAGAAUGUGCAUAAAAAAGAAGAACGCCAUCCACUGAUCGAUACAAGAAAAUCCACACCAGCUAUUUUGUAGAAAUUCUUCCUGAGAUAAAAUACCUCUGCCAGCUGGAUGGAUGGUUGGUGGUUAUUUAACAGGGUUUCCCAACAUAUCCUAGUAUGAUCACAACCAUCCCACUGAAUUCUGAUAAAUAAAGAUAUUCCCAUCAAUAAGACUCCAUAAGGUGCACUUAAAGAAAUAUUACAAAUGUGAUUUCUCAUUUGUAUAUUUUAUUCCUGUUAAACAAUAAAAUUGAAAGCAUGGUUACACAAUAUAAAUUUGUCAUAAAUUUGUCAAUUUUGCAUUAAUGCACCUGCAUGU
Molecule: messenger RNA, 766 nt
Organism: Melanotaenia boesemani (Boeseman's rainbowfish)
Lineage: Eukaryota; Metazoa; Chordata; Actinopteri; Atheriniformes; Melanotaeniidae
Gene: fxyd7
Product: FXYD domain containing ion transport regulator 7
Exons: 6
Coding region: 149-403 (84 amino acids)
Biological process (GO): regulation of sodium ion transmembrane transporter activity
Cellular component (GO): membrane
Molecular function (GO): sodium channel regulator activity
Source: RefSeq, a predicted model, not a curated record